AUGAGAUCUUAUCAGGAUCUGGAAAGUGAGGAAUGGUAUCACGGAUUUAUCCCGUUCGAGGACUUAGUGGGGCUUCUUCACAAUGAUGGUGACUUUCUAGUGAGAGCUAUAGAUCCAGUUGGAGAAAAGCCUCCAUUGGUAAGUAUCUUCUGA
Molecule: messenger RNA, 153 nt
Organism: Haemonchus placei
Lineage: Eukaryota; Metazoa; Nematoda; Chromadorea; Rhabditida; Trichostrongylidae
Source: the annotation of a GenBank genome assembly